AAGGUCCGUUUGUAACAAAUGACUCUGAUAAGGUUGUGGACUUAAUCGAAGAAGUAAAAAAAUGAGGAAAAUUUAAGAGUCCAGUCGGAAAUAUCUAUAUUAGCGAUGAAUUUGAAGAAAAUUUCAUUGCGUCAAUUACAUAAAAUCAAAUCAACAAAACAAUAAUUAAAUCAAAUCAAAAUCAUCAAUUUCCUCCGCGCAGUUAUCGUGAAUUUUUCACACAGAUCAUUUUUCAUCGGACUUAUUUGUUUUGCAUAAAAACGCAUUCGUAUGGGCAUUCGGCAGGCUCUUUCCAUACGCCGAAUAACGCGCUUAUCGCACGAUAUGCUUCUGGGCGCGAUUACUGCUAGGCGUGCAAAAGUGCGCCUGCGCUCGCGGGCAUCAUCAAAGCACAAGCGUAUAUAUGUGUGUUAAUAUCCAUUAUUGGCCGGCGUUGCUCGCGUGUGCGCGUAUAUUGUGUCCCGGUGCGAGGCAUAGUGCUGACAUCUUGUUUCCUACGAAUUCACUAAUCGGCUCACGCGAUUCCUAUAUAAAGCCAGCGUGCCGACACGUGCUUCGCGAGAGUCUAUGUUGCGGCGGGUGUGCGCGCACUUCUAAGCUACUUACAGCUAGCGCGGAAACGGUUAAAAAUAAUUAGUUCGAAAAUCACCUCGAGUGCCCCCGAGGGAAGUGAUCCUCGGCUCGACUGAUUUGGUGCUGAUCAUCUUGCCACGCAAGCGACAUCAUGCCACCGAACGAACAGAUCCACGAGCACGUGCUCCCCGAAGCCGUCGAGGAUCCUCUGAAAACUCUGGACAUCCCCGGCUUCAAUGACUACGACGAGGAACACAAAGACUCGGAGUUCAAUAUGAGCGCCGAGGAGUACAACGAGAAGGUCAUCAACAAGCCGUUUCUGCAGAGGACUGACAUCAAAUGGGGCAACCUCUACUUCAUGGUGGUUUUGCACGCAAUCGCGCUCUACGGAUUUCUCACCUAUCCUUACUUCGAGAAGAAGAUGACCUUCGUGUGGGGUUGGUUCUUGGCCAUCGUCGCCAACUUCGGCGUCGCUGGUGGCGUGCACCGUUUGUGGUCUCACCGUGCCUUCAAAGCCAAGGUUCCUCUCAAGAUCAUCUUCAUCCUCUCCUAUCUGACAUCUGGGCAGUACUCCGCGAUAUGGUGGGCCAGAGAUCACCGAAUUCACCACAAGUUUUCGGAAACCGACGCCGAUCCCGUCAACGCAGCCCGUGGAUUCUGGUUUAGUCAUGUGGGCUGGCUCUGCAUGAAGAGACAUCCCGAAGUACUGAAGAAGGCCAAGCAGCUCGAUCUCAGCGACAUUCUCAACGACCCGGUCAUCAAGUUUGAAGAAAAGCACUUCCAAGUGCUGAGGCUCAUUUUCGCUUUUAUCAUACCCACGUUGGUGCCGGUAUAUUUCUGGAACGAGUCUUGGUAUUGGGCAAUCUUGUCGCAAUGUUUCAUGCGUUACGCCUACUCGUUGAACUGCACGUGGGGUAUCAACAGUUUCGCUCACAUGUUUGGAAAUCACCCUUACGAUAAGCACAUCGAGCCAGCGGAAAAUUUCAUCAUGACACUCGCGACUGGAGGAGAGGGAUGGCACAACUACCACCACGUUUUCCCUGCCGAUUACAAGGCUUCCGAGCUUGGCUUCAACUAUAUCACCAACGUCAAUCUGACGACGUGUCUGAUCGAUCUGGCCGCAAAGAUCGGCUGGGCGUACGACCUGAAGGAACCAUCGGAAAAACUACUCAAGGCUGUUAUUAAGAACCGAGGAGAUGGCUCCCACCCGAUUUCUCACGAGCCCGUGAAAACCAAAUGAAGCAAUGCUUACGACAACUUUUUGAUUUUCCGAAAUCAUGGAAAAGUUUUUAUAGACUAAUUAUUGAGCGAAUCUUCCGAGUGAAAAUGCAAUUGAUUAAUGUCGUAUAUUCAUUUAUGAGUGUAUCAGAGAUAGCAUGUGUGAGAUUAUAUAUCGUAUAUGAUCAUUUUCUAGUUUAUUAUUACGCCAACGUAUUUCAUUUAAUGAAAAAUAAAGAUCAUUCAUCUUUUUUUAAAUUAUAGCUUAUUUUUCAUUCGGUUGGUCAAGAAGCGAACUGAACCGAAAUCCUAUCUCUCACGUACAAAUGGGAGCUAUUAAUUGAUCUCGUAAUAUGCAUCUUGUUUUAUACAUGUGAAACAAAAUCGUUAAUGAAUAGUUUCACGUUAAAUAAACUGCGGUGGUCGGUGCCUAGUGAUGGUGCCUUAUAAUAGUAUUUAUAAUACAAAUAUUGUUUGGUACAAUGUUAAACACUUGAGAUUGCGUUUAAAAAUAAAAUGCACUCUUGAUUUAGUAGAAGAA
Nasonia vitripennis (jewel wasp) is the source of this 2332-nucleotide messenger RNA. RefSeq names its product stearoyl-CoA desaturase 5. Gene Ontology annotation, cellular component: endoplasmic reticulum membrane. Gene Ontology annotation, molecular function: iron ion binding; stearoyl-CoA 9-desaturase activity. Lineage: Eukaryota; Metazoa; Arthropoda; Insecta; Hymenoptera; Pteromalidae. The transcript is spliced from 6 exons. The record is from RefSeq and is a predicted model, not a curated record. Gene Ontology annotation, biological process: unsaturated fatty acid biosynthetic process. The coding region runs from base 725 to 1813 and encodes 362 amino acids.